AUGACCACAUCGAUUAAUUUUCCGACCGAUAUCAAAUCAUCAGCAUUGGAGCUAAUUGGAAACACUCCACUUAUUGCGUUGGAUCGUUUGCAUCCAGGACCUGGCCGUAUCUUAGCGAAAUGUGAAUUCAUGAAUCCAGGCGCUUCAAUAAAAUGUCGUUCUGCUUUACAUAUGAUACAAAAAGCUCGCGAGCGUGGAGAUUUGGAAACCGGCAAACCUGUUAUAGAAGUUACAUCAGGAAACCAGGGUUGUGGUCUUGCAGUUGUAUGUGCGGUAUUAGGACACCCGUUAACGCUCACUAUGUCUAAAGGUAAUAGUGUGCAGCGAGCAAUACAUAUGGAAGCUCUUGGUGCAAAAUGUAUAAGAUAUCCUCAAGUGGAUGGAACGUAUGGAAAUGUUACGUAUGCUGACGUGUCCAUCCCUAUAGAAGCCGCAGUUACUAUAGCUAAAGAAACAGGGGCCUAUUUUGUACAGCAAUUAUGCAACGAAGAUAAUACAGCUGCGCAUUACGAAACAACAGGACCCGAAAUUUGGAGACAAACUGGACAUCGGGUUAACGGCUUUGUGGCUGCUGUCGGAACAUCGGGAACUUUUAGCGGUGUAUCAAAAUUUUUGAAGGAACAAAAUCCCGAAAUCGUAUGUUGUGUUGUGGAACCAGCCGGCUCUGAACCGCUUAAAGGAUGUCCCAUUGUAAAACCUAAACAUUUGCUUCAGGGAUCGAGUUAUGGAAUAGUUCCCGAUUUAUUCAAACCCGAUCUUAUGGAUGAAAGUAUAAGUGUUAGUGAUGAAGAAACGGAACUUUACAAAGAUUUAAUUGGCAGGAAAGAGGGAUUGUAUGUGGGUUAUACCAGUGGUGCAAACGUUGCUGCUGCUGUGAAGUUGUUGAAUUCAGGGAAAUUGCCAAAAGAUGCAUGGGUUGUUACUAUACUUUGUGACUCGGGCCUAAAAUAUACUCCAGUUUCAGAAGCCUUAAUAAACUAG
Messenger RNA from Zerene cesonia (dogface butterfly), 981 nucleotides. RefSeq names its product putative inactive cysteine synthase 2. NCBI's taxonomy places the organism in Eukaryota, Metazoa, Arthropoda, Insecta, Lepidoptera, Pieridae. The record is from RefSeq and is a predicted model, not a curated record. Gene Ontology annotation, cellular component: cytoplasm. The transcript has a single exon. The coding region runs from base 1 to 981 and encodes 326 amino acids.